Messenger RNA from Haplochromis burtoni (Burton's mouthbrooder), 1346 nucleotides. Its product is annotated as procathepsin L. The record is from RefSeq and is a predicted model, not a curated record. Gene Ontology annotation, molecular function: cysteine-type endopeptidase activity. Gene Ontology annotation, biological process: immune response. NCBI's taxonomy places the organism in Eukaryota, Metazoa, Chordata, Actinopteri, Cichliformes, Cichlidae. The coding region runs from base 107 to 1111 and encodes 334 amino acids. Gene Ontology annotation, cellular component: lysosome. The transcript has 8 exons.
ACUGCAGUCAUAUUAUAGUCGGCUAAAUAAACAAGCUCCCUCUGGCACAGUCGUUUAUCAGCCACAGGUGGUUAUCAGUCAGACUGAGUCAGGCGGUACAGUCAAGAUGAAGUUGCUGCUUGUUGUUUCUGCUGUUCUGGCUGUAUCCAGCUGUGCCAGCAUCUCUCUGGAAGAUCUGGAGUUUCACGCUUGGAAACUGAAAUUUGAAAAGUCAUAUGACUCUGAGUUAGAUGAGGCUCAAAGGAAGCAGGUCUGGCUCAACAACCGCAAAUUUGUGCUAAUGCACAACAUCUUGGCAGACCAGGGUUUGAAAUCCUACCGUCUUGGGAUGACACACUUUGCCGAUAUGGACCAUGAAGAGUACAAACAGCUGGUUUCCCAGGGUUGCCUUCACACCUUCAAUGCUUCUCUGCCUCAGCGUGGCUCUACCUUUCUUGGCCUGCCUGAAGGUACUGAUCUGCCCGACACUGUUGACUGGAGGGAUAAGGGAUAUGUCACUGAAGUCAAGGAUCAGAAGCAGUGUGGCUCCUGCUGGGCCUUCAGUACAACUGGUGUACUGGAGGGUCAGCACUUCAGGAAGACAGGAAAGCUGGUGACUCUGAGCGAGCAGCAGUUAAUGGACUGCUCUCACAGCUUUGGCAACAAUGGCUGCAAAGGAGGAUCAGUGAAGCGGGCCCUUCAGUAUAUCCAAGCCAAUGGAGGAAUUGACACUGAGACAGCCUACCCCUAUAAGGCUAAGGGUCAACAAUGCCAUUACAAGCCUGAUGGUAUUGGUGCCAAAUGCACUGGCUAUGUUCAUGUCAAACCCAGUAAUGAAGAAACCCUGAAGAAAGCUGUGGCCACUAUCGGACCGAUAUCUGUUGGCAUUGAUGCUUCUCGUCAUUCAUUCCAAUUCUACCAAUCAGGAGUGUACAAUGACCCCGACUGCAGCAAGACAGUGUUGGACCAUGGUGUGCUGGCUGUGGGUUAUGGUACAGAAGAUGGACAUGACUACUGGCUGAUCAAGAACAGCUGGGGUCACAGAUGGGGAGACAAGGGAUACAUUAAGAUGAGCAGGAACAAAUCCAACCAGUGUGGGAUUGCUUCUCAAGCAAGCUACCCUCUGGUCUGAAGAUCGGAAGAAACCCAUCCUCAGUUUUUCCUUCUGAUUUUACAGAAAAUCUGGUUUGCCCAGAAUUUAUUUCAGUCUUUUUAAGCAAGUUGUUUUUAACUAAACAUAAUUUUAUUUGUGGUGUUAAGAAGCUCUCUUUGCCUGCAAAGGUGUUUGAUGGAAUAAAUGUAUAACUACAGCAAAUACAUGUAAAAAUAAAUAAAUAAAUAAGCUAUGAAACUGUGCUCUGUCGAUC